AAAUUCUAUACCUACUCAUACUUUACACCCUCACCUGAUUAUUCUUCCAUCUGUUUUUAUCUGUAAUUUUUGAUUAUUUUGUUUCAUUUUGAACUUCGUUGAUUUCUAGGGUUUCUGUAACAAUUUGAUUAUCAAAUUCUGUUAAUCUUAUAAGAAUCAGUACUAAAUGAAGAAUGUGAGUUGAGAUUUUUGUUGUGAAUUUUUGAGAUUUUUUGGAGCUAAAAAAAUGGGGAUUUGCUAUUCUUCAAGUAAAGGGAAGAAGAGUGAGGAGAAGGAAUGUGAUAGUAAGAAUGAGAGUAGAAAAAUUGAUUUGAAGUUGAGGAAGAACAGUUCUUCUAAUGGUGAUUUUAGUACAUUUAUCAGUAAGUUGAGCAGCGGCGGAGGAGGCGGCGCCGGAGAAGGAGCUGAGGAGAGAGGGCUUCAACAGAUUCCGGGAAGGUUAAUUGGGAAUGGUGCUAGUAAUGUUGGUUGUUUAUAUACUCAGCAAGGAAAAAAAGGUAUCAAUCAAGAUGCCAUGAUCAUUUGGGAGAAUUAUUGUUCGAGAAGCGAUACAACCCUUUGUGGAGUAUUUGAUGGGCAUGGUCCUCAUGGUCAUAUGGUUGCAAGUAAAGUUCGAGAUUAUCUUCCAAUCUUGCUGCGAUCAGAGUGGGAAGGUAAAUCCUGUGGUGAUCAAAAUGCUGUAUCCAAGAAUGGAAAUACUAAUGGAGGCUUACAUUUUGAUGACAUCGUGGAUGAUGAUUUGGUUGAAUCAGUGGAAGCUGAGAACAAUGAAAAAUUCCCAGAAAUCCAUCUGCAAAUUAAGAGGUCACUAUUAAGGGCUUUUAGAUCAAUGGAUAAGGAACUGAAGUUACACCCCUCAAUUGACUGUUUCUGCAGCGGGUCAACUGCUGUUACUUUGGUAAUGCAGGGCCAGGAUAUAUUUGUUGGUAAUGUUGGUGAUUCGAGAGCAGUUUUGGCAACAAGAGAUAAAGACAACUCCUUAAUGGCUGUACAGUUGACAGUAGAUUUGAAGCCUAAUCUUCCAAGAGAAGCUGCUAGAAUCCAUAAAUGUAAAGGAAGGGUUUUUGCACUGCAAGAUGAGCCAGAGGUUGCACGUGUGUGGUUGCCCAACUGCGACUCUCCAGGUUUGGCAAUGGCCAGAGCCUUUGGUGAUUUUUGUCUCAAAGAUUUUGGGUUAAUUUCUGUGCCGGAUGUGUACUAUCACCACAUUACUGAAAGGGAUGAGUUUGUCCUCCUAGCAACUGAUGGGGUUUGGGAUGUCCUUUCUAAUAAGGAAGCUGUGGAUAUUGUGGCCUCCGCUCCAAGUCGUGCAACAGCUGGCCGAGCUCUUGUUGACUGUGCUACCAGAGCAUGGAGGCUAAAAUAUCCAACAUCAAAGAAUGACGACUGUGCUAUAGUAUGCCUUUACCUAAACUCAACACCUGUUCUUGAUGUCAAGGUGAUAGAAAGCCAAAAUAAGCUGACAAAUUCCCCUGAAGCUGAAAUUAAGACAAAUACUAAAAAUGGAAAUAAGCUGACAAAUUCCCCUGAAGUGGAAACUAAGCUGACAAAUUCCCCUGAUGUGGAAAUUAAGACAAAUACUAUAGAUAGAAAUGUUGGAAGAUCAGAUACUGAAGCUAUUUCAACUUCUCAGACUGCCGGUUGUGAAGAUCUCAGUACUCCCAAGGAUGACAGUGAGAUAGUUCCAGUCGUUGAGUCACUGGAAGAACAUCCGGAUAAGGGUGUUGGCCAGUCUAAGAGAAGUAUUGCCGAGUUCCUCUCAACUGCACAAGAUGAUGAAUGGUCGGCCCUCGAGGGAAUUACUAGAGUUAACAGUCUUCUUAGUCUUCCUAGAUUCUUGUCUGCUGAAAAAAGGUCUAACAGUUGGAGAAGAAAAUGGUUAUGAGACAUCAAUGCCUCGAUAUCAUUGGUGUUCCCUGUUGCUGUUGUCAAAAGAUUCUGUAAAUGAAACUUAUAGGUGUAGCUUUUCAGUUAAAUUGCCAAAUUAGAUGGACGAAUGACAUGAAGCUAUGUUGUUCAGACCCUCUAAAAAUGUUGCUGCAUCCGCAUUAACUCCUUCAAAAAUGGUAGCUUUUGGAGGACCCGACACAUCUGGACAGUACUUUUGAAAACUUGGAGCAACACAGGCCUAAAGUGACAGGUUGUUGAUGUUCUUGUGAACUGUCCAAGUUGUCAAUUCUUUUUUGGUAGGAAAAGUUGUAUUUGCUGCUUAAAUUUGUGUGCAAGGACAUGAAAGAGGGAUCGGUAGGAAAUGACUAGUAUUUGUUUGUGUAGUAUAUCUUUCCUUUUCCCUUUUAUCCAUCUUAUCUACUUCAAUUGAUUUCCUUUUGUUCAGCUAUGAGCUUCUGAUUCA
Molecule: messenger RNA, 2353 nt
Organism: Solanum tuberosum (potato)
Lineage: Eukaryota; Viridiplantae; Streptophyta; Magnoliopsida; Solanales; Solanaceae
Product: probable protein phosphatase 2C 6
Exons: 5
Coding region: 227-1885 (552 amino acids)
Biological process (GO): protein dephosphorylation
Molecular function (GO): protein serine/threonine phosphatase activity
Source: RefSeq, a predicted model, not a curated record